Messenger RNA from Cylindrotheca closterium, 1452 nucleotides. The record is from the annotation of a GenBank genome assembly. Lineage: Eukaryota; Bacillariophyta; Bacillariophyceae; Bacillariales; Bacillariaceae.
AUGAUUCUAAAAUACUAUGAUGAAUGUGGAAGCCCAACAAAAACUAGACUACAUGAAGAGUUCUUGACGCCUUUGGAACUCACCUCUCGGCUACGGCCCAUCAGUCAACAAUAUGCUCCUGGGACAAAUGACGACUGCAUCGCAGAUAUCAAAACAACCUUUCGGCAUUCUCUAAAGACCAUGCAUCCAUUAUUUUUUGACAAACUCUAUUUUGGAUCCGAUCCAAUCGGGCAAGUUGCGGAACUUGUCCUUGCCGUCUUGAAUGCCAAUACCCACGUGUAUCACGUGUCACCGGUCGUCUCGGUCAUGGAAGUGGAAUGCAUUCAAGUCAUUGGGAAACACUUUGGCCUCAAAAAAGAGAAUAUUGACGGGACCUUGAAUCCUGGUGGCAGUAUGAGUAAUACAAUGGCACUGCUAUUGGCCCGUCACGAACAUUUUCCUCACGUCAAGCAGGAUGGAUGGCAGAAUGACAAGCCGGUUGCCUUUACUGGUGCACAAAGUCACUAUUCCCUUCGAAGUGCUGCUAUGAUAUGCGGCAUGGGGGCCAAACAGAUGGUAUCGAUUCCGAGCAAAGAAGAAAGUUUCCAGAUCAAUACAGAGGCGUUGGAAGAAUCCAUAGUAUGGCACAAGCAGAAUGGACACAAACCUUUCUUCGUCAAUGCGGUGGCAGGGACAACCGUGAUGGGGGCCUUUGACGAUAUUAUCGUCUUGCGCGAAAUAUGCAAUAGACAUGGUCUAUGGCUACACGUCGAUGCCUGUUGGGGUGGCUUCUUGACGUUUGCGUCGCCAGAACACCAAGGCAAUCGCCUUCGUGGAAUUGAACUAGCGGAUUCAAUCUCGUUCAAUCCGCACAAGGGACUUGGUGUCGUGCAGCAAUGCUCCAUGCUCAUUACAAACAACAAACCCGAUGCACUAAGACAGUGCAACGGACUCGAUGCCGAAUACUUGUUCCAACCGCAGAAUGGAGGGUACGACAAUGGCAACAAAACUUUGGGGUGUGGGAGAAAAGGGGAUGCCCUGAAGCUUUGGCUGGCCAUUCGGAAACAUGGUUUGGAUGGAUUUCGUCGGAUUGCCGACAAUGAAAUCGAGAAAGCACAACACAUGACACGCCUUAUCAAUGAUGCAGAUGACUUUGAUAUUGUCGUUGCACCCAUGGGCACCAAUGUGUGCUAUUGGUACAUUCCUGCAUUCUUUCAGGACAAUCCUGAUGAAUAUUCUCACGAGCGCAAGGCCAUGGUCCACAAAAUGUUAUUCGACCGGAUGAAAAACUAUGGUCACUGUUUAGUACAACAACAACCGCUCGAAGAAUUCGGAUUGCCAAAUUUCUUUCGGCUUGCUUUGGGUGGUGACAAAACGAGACCGAGUGACAUGAAUGUCAUUUUGAACGAAACACGAAGACUCGGACGGGAUUUGGCACCCGACGAUGUAGAUGCAGCCAUAGCAUCAUCCUAG